AUGCCGACAACCAUUGCGUGCCUCUUGACAGUGUUCUUCAUCGUCGCCACUGUCUCGUCAGCAAAAAAGAAUCUCAUAGUUGACACAGACCUAUUCAGUGAUUGCGAUGAUGCCGCGGCUCUUCUUCUCGGUGCCACAUCUCCAGAUAUCAACCUCCUGGGAGUCAACAUCAACUCCCAAUCCUCCUAUUCAGUGCUAGCAGCAUCCGCCAUCCUCAACCAUUAUGACCAUGCUCAAGUCCCCGUCGGUGCCCGCCGUCCGCUGAACGACGUCCCAUUCUUCGACAAUUGGGCCAAGCGGGCCGGCGAGUUCGCCAGUAAGCUGGCAACGUACUGGUCGGAGAGCAUCUCCGACGCCGAGGAAGCCUGGGACCCCGUCGACCUCUACCGCAAGCUCCUCUCCGAGGCGGAAGACGACUCCGUCACCAUAGCCUCCAUCGGUUUCCUGCACAACCUCUCCGGGCUCCUCAACUCCACCGCGGAUGCACGGUCCGCACUGUCCGGCCCCGAGUUAGUCGAGGCCAAGGUCAAGGAGCUCGUCGUCAUGGGCGGGGAUUACCCAAACGGAUUCGAAUUCAACUUUUGGGGCGACGAUCCCUAUCAGACAGCACAUGUGAUUCACAACUGGACAAGUUCCAUUGUCUACGCCGGGUUCAAGCUUGGGGGUUCAGUUCGCUCAGGCGGCCCCCUCAUGGCUGACGGACCGAAGACUGACCCUGUACGGGCAGCGUAUAUACUCUACACAUAUUACCAGCCGCAGUGGUCUUUCGAUCCGGUCGCGAUGCUUUAUGCUGUGGGAGGACUCGGCGAGUUUUUCAAGUUUGGCAACGAAUAUGGAUACAAUACUAUCACUCUGUACGGAGAAGGCAAGUGCAAUGGUUGCAAUGUCUGGGUGCAUGACAAGAACGUUACGAAUCAGCACUGGCUUGAUGUUACAGUCAGCCACGAUAAGCUCGGUGAGGAGCUGGAUAGACGGUACUUGCAGGGAGCAAGGUCUUCCAAGAGAUCUUCCGAUCCCGUUGGAAUUCUGCCCAAAUUUGGUGAUUGUAGAAUCGGAAAAGCCCCGAGCCCACCAGAAAGACUAGAGUUAUGA
This is a messenger RNA of Colletotrichum fioriniae, 1092 nucleotides long. RefSeq lists its product as uncharacterized. Gene Ontology annotation, molecular function: hydrolase activity, hydrolyzing N-glycosyl compounds. Lineage: Eukaryota; Fungi; Ascomycota; Sordariomycetes; Glomerellales; Glomerellaceae. The record is from RefSeq and is a predicted model, not a curated record.